Anguilla rostrata (American eel) is the source of this 1625-nucleotide messenger RNA. RefSeq names its product acidic mammalian chitinase-like. Gene Ontology annotation, molecular function: chitinase activity; chitin binding. Lineage: Eukaryota; Metazoa; Chordata; Actinopteri; Anguilliformes; Anguillidae. The transcript has 11 exons. Gene Ontology annotation, cellular component: extracellular region. The record is from RefSeq and is a predicted model, not a curated record. Bases 47 to 1480 code for a protein of 477 amino acids. Gene Ontology annotation, biological process: chitin catabolic process; carbohydrate metabolic process.
GUAUAUAAGGAGAGAGGUGCCAUGGUUUAGUUGUACAGAGGCAACCAUGGGCAAGCUACUGAUCUGUGUUGGACUCGCUCUCCUGCUGCACGCGCAGCUAGGAUCCUCCUAUCUGCUGUCCUGUUACUUCACCAACUGGGGGCAGUACAGACCAGGCGCCGGGAAGUACUUCCCCACUAACGUGGACCCAUGCCUUUGUGACCACCUGAUCUACGCCUUCGCCUCCAUGAACAACAACGAGAUUGUCACCUAUGAGUGGGACGACGUGAAGCUCUACGGCGAGUUCCAGGCCCUGAAGAACCAGAACAGCAACCUGAAGACUCUCCUGGCCAUCGGAGGCUGGAACUUUGGGACAGCAAAGUUCCACGCCAUGGUCUCCACCUCCGCCACCCGUCAGACCUUCACCGCCUCCGUGAUCAAGUUCCUGAGACAGUACGAGUUUGACGGUCUGGACAUCGACUGGGAGUACCCUGGCUCCAGAGGCAGUCCUCCCGAGGACAAGCAGCUGUACACCACCCUGGUGCAGGAAAUGAUGGCCGCCUUUGAGGCUGAGGCCAAGCAGACUAACCGCCCUCGCCUCAUGCUGACCGCCGCCGUGUCCGCAGGAAAGGGCACCAUCGACUCCGCCUACCAGAUCGCUCAGAUUGGCCAGGUCCUGGACUACCUGCACGUCAUGACCUACGACUUCCAUGGUAGCUGGGAGCGGCAGACCGGUGAGAACAGCCCCCUGUACAAAGGACCUUCUGACCAGGGCUCCUACAUCUACUUCAACGUGGACUAUGCCCUGAACUACUGGAAGAGCAAUGGCGCCCCCGCUGAGAAACUCCUGGUCGGGUUCCCCACCUACGGACACACCUGGAAACUGGCCGGGUCCCAGACUGGGGUGGGAGCCCCCGCCGCCGGACCUGGACCCGCGGGACCCUACACCAGGCAGUCAGGCUUCUGGGCCUACUACGAGAUCUGCACCUUCCUGAAGCAGGGCGGCACCGAGGCCUGGGACGCACCCCAGGACGUCCCCUACGCCUUCAACACCGCCACCGGCGUCUGGGUCGGCUACGACAACGUCAAGAGCUUCCAGAUCAAGAUUGACUGGCUGAAGAAGAACCAGUACGGAGGUGCCAUGGUGUGGAGUCUGGACCUGGAUGACUUCAGCGGGACCUUCUGUGGCCAGGGGCCAUACCCUCUGAUCAGCACCCUGAAGAGUGGACUGGCGGGGGAAGGAGCAGGCUGCUCUGCCCCCGCCAAGCCCCUGCCCCCUGUCACCCAGGCCCCUGCUCAGCCCCAGCCCCCUGCCACCCAGAGCCCCAAUGCCCCCCCACAGCCUGGCAGCGGCUUCUGCGCGGGAAAGGCCAAUGGCCUCUACCCCGACCCCAGCAACAAGAACCACUUCUACGAGUGCAGCCAGGGGCAGACCUACCAGCAGCACUGCGCCACGGGCCUGGUGUUCGACGCCAGCUGCUCCUGCUGCAACUGGGCCUAGGACAGCCUCCGUCCCGACAACCCCGACGCCCGGACACCUCCGCCAGUCUGCGGUCGGGUCCCAUCCCCACGCGUCUGCAAAUCUCAAAUCCCAUUCUGUAAAAAACAAAACACGAGAAAAUAAAUAAAUCUUGCUGAGCAAUCUA